Molecule: messenger RNA, 1163 nt
Organism: Brassica oleracea var. oleracea
Lineage: Eukaryota; Viridiplantae; Streptophyta; Magnoliopsida; Brassicales; Brassicaceae
Product: plant cysteine oxidase 1
Exons: 5
Coding region: 155-1033 (292 amino acids)
Molecular function (GO): oxidoreductase activity, acting on single donors with incorporation of molecular oxygen, incorporation of two atoms of oxygen
Source: RefSeq, a predicted model, not a curated record
CAGCCCCUGGUUUUGUCUCGAUAAUGGUAUCUCUAUCUUUUUUUCCCUGUUUUAUAUCUCAUUCUUUCUCCUUAAUCCCAUUUUCAUUACCAGAUUCAGAUUUUGAUUUCGUGAACAAAGUCUCUGUCUUUCGGUGAGGGGGUUUGUGAGAUUCAUGGGGUUUGAAAUGAAACCAGAGAAAGAUGUUUUGAGUAAAGAUCAAUGUAAAGUUAAAAGCCCUAAUCCAAACUCUGUUAAUUCACCUCAUAUCAAAAAGAAGAAGAAGAAGAAGAAGAGGGGGAUGCGACGGAAGAGGAGUGAUUCUCCGGCGUAUGAGAUCACUCCGGUGCGGCGGCUGUUUGAUACCUGCAAGGAAGUGUUCUCCAAUGGCGGCCCUGGAGUCAUUCCUUCUGAAGAUAAAAUCCAACAGCUACGAGACAUUCUUGAUAAUAUGAAACCAGAGGAUGUCGGGUUAGCUCCGACCAUGCCGUAUUUCCGACCAGACUACGGACCAGAGGAUGGGUCUUCGCCACCAAUAACGUACCUGCAUCUACACCAAUGCGAACAAUUCUCGAUUGGGAUUUUUUGUUUGCCGCCUUCGGGUGUCAUUCCUCUUCAUAACCAUCCAGGGAUGACAGUUUUUAGCAAGCUUCUCUUUGGUACAAUGCACAUCAAGUCCUAUGAUUGGGUGGCUGAUGCUCCAAUGAGGGAUCCGAAAACCAGGCUGGCGAAACUGAAGAUGGACUCAGCGUUAACCGCACCAUGCAACGCCUCCAUUUUGUACCCGGAAGAUGGUGGGAACAUGCAUAGGUUCACAGCCAGAACAGCGUGCGCGGUUCUAGACGUGCUUGGCCCUCCUUAUUGCAAUCCAGAAGGCAGACAUUGUACUUACUUCCUAGAGUUCCCUUUGGACAACUUCUCAUCAGAAAGAGAUGACGUUUUGAGAGGUGGAGUUGAGAAAGAAGGUCAUGCAUGGUUGCAAGAAAGAGGUGAUAAUCCAGAGGAUCUUAACGUAGUUGGAGCUUUAUACACAGGCCCAAAGGUUGAGGAUUGAGAGCUUUUCUAUCUAUUGCACUUUUCAGAUUUGGAAUCAGUUUUUUUUUAUUUGUUGGACUUCUUAGUUUAAAUUCUUCUUUGUACAUAAAAAAGGAAAGGGAAACGAGAAAAAUAAUAUAUAUUUUCUA